AUGAAGCACACACCCAGAUGUCGACCUACCCUGUGCAGGAAGGGGCUGACCGUUAAGGGGAGGCCUCACUUCUGCAACUUUGUGAACCAAGCCUCGCUCCAUCAUCGUUUCGGACGAGACCACUCGCGACCUUUCUCCGGCGACAGCGACUUCAGCAGGAGCAGGCGGUCGGAGGCCAACCACGAUGUCGGGUCACAUCACUGGAAAAAUAACGGCCGGCUUUUCAGAAGGCAGAGCGGCACGCAGGGUCGGCCAGGCUCACCGUCGUCAGCUGACGACGGACACAUCCGUGAUGAUCUUGACCUGCUUACUGACGUCACCGGCGGGUCGACAAGCACCCGGAGGAGCGGGGGCACUGAGGUUGUCAAUAACAAAACGAUUCCGACUGUGAACUUUCCUUCAACUCCGAGCCAACAAAGUGAACCACCUCCGGGUACUUUCCGUCGCAACUUAGAGGAAUCGCGGAAAAAAUCGUCAAAGGAUGACAGCACGUGCAAGUCCUCCACUUCUGCCAAAAGCAAAUCGUCAAAGUCAUCGUCAUCGCGCGGGUCCGGCAAGCCGCUUCCAGCAGACGGCCAGGAUGAAGGCGGCAGAGACAAACGACUGAAUGGUGCGAAGAAAGGAAAGAAGUGUCAGGACAGGCACCACAGUCGGAAAGGAGCAGAAGGAGAAGGUGGCAACGCUCCGCAGACUGAAGAAACAGCAGAAACAACAAAAGCUGCACCGGAAGCCGGAGAAAAUCUGUUGGAAGUAAAUGUCAAAGUUCCAGACCUGCCACAUGCUCGCUCACCCAAGAGAGAUCAGGGUCGGUCUCCUGGCAACAAGAACGAGCGCCGCCUGAUACCUCCUCCAUCGGAAGGGAGACAGAUGCUACCACAUGAGCUGUUGGACUUGAAUCUUUAUCAUCUCACUGGCUUUGAUUUCGGAGACAUGGAGGCAUCUACGGCAGAUUCGUCUAGGAAGAAGCAGACUUCAUGGAUGAAUGACCGGAUGGCUUUGUCCCAACAGUCAAGUCGCUUUGAGCUGCCGAUGGAUAUGAAAGAGCUGGAGAGAAUCACACCACAGGAGUAUCUCAAAACUUUCUGUAUUGUCACCUCACGGCGAUUAAACUUGUACCAGAAAGUCUUUAUAAAACACAAGGAUCGCACCAACCAUCUCAAUAAAGAGAGUCUGACCCAGUGUCUGAAGGAGGUGCUCAUCGAAAUGCUGACAGAGGACACCCUCAGCGAGGUGUUCCAGCUGGUCGAGAUAUCGGAGGAGACCCGCAUCGACUUCAGACUCUUCUCGGGUAUAGCCGCCCUGGCCGAGCGAAUGCUGUACCCGAACUACACCACCGUGGACACGAUGGACAAGAGCGAGUACCAACGCGCGAUCCUCGAGACCGCGGACUUCGGCAACCUGACCUGGAAGCUGGACGGGGUCAAGGUCGUAGAGGGCACGAGGAAGCUUCUGGAGGCAGUGAACGGCUGCAGCACAAGGACCUAACCGUCUCCCAGCUACAGUGCGUUGCUAUGUGGUCUGCUCACUCCAGGCUGGCAAAUGAAUAUCUGACGAUUAGAGUGAGCAUGAACCGUUCGUGCCACGCACGCACGCACACGGACACACACACACACGCACCGACAGACACACGUUUCUGUUGGAGUCAGGAACUGUUUGUAAGACACUUCAAAUGCUCACCCUCACAGUCGCGAAGCUUAACAACCAAACAGUAACAGCAAACACUGAAAACUAUUAACUAACUCGUUCCAGCUGUACCCAGGGUACCGGUACCCAUAACAAUCAGUACAGGGCAAAGGUCGGUGAGUGGUAACUGAAGAGUGCACGACUGACGCCGUUACUGAUUUUUUUUUUUACCAUUCGUGGGAGAUAAUUAGUUGCUGUUAUCAGGCCUGGACAAACAAAAUGUCCAUUAUUAUUAAGCAAUUUAUCAAAUAAACAGAACUUUUACAGAAA
Molecule: messenger RNA, 1953 nt
Organism: Pomacea canaliculata
Lineage: Eukaryota; Metazoa; Mollusca; Gastropoda; Architaenioglossa; Ampullariidae
Exons: 12
Coding region: 1-1485 (494 amino acids)
Source: RefSeq, a predicted model, not a curated record